Messenger RNA from Candidula unifasciata, 426 nucleotides. The record is from the annotation of a GenBank genome assembly. NCBI's taxonomy places the organism in Eukaryota, Metazoa, Mollusca, Gastropoda, Stylommatophora, Geomitridae.
AUGCUGUCUGUUGUCCUAAUUGUCGCUGCUAUGGUGUGUAUGAACUCUGCGAUCGUGUUUGAUGGGCCCUGUCACGUACUUCCACAACCAGUCAACAACAACCAGAGAAACAACACAGUAGAGAUUCCCGACUCCUGCAAGACCGGAACUAUCGCCUGGGACUACCCCAUGGGAGUUCUCCGUGUCCAUCUGACCCAGCCCGGAAAAUCAUUCAACUUGUGCCUGGUCCACUCGUCCCUGACCGGCUUUGAUGGACUACAUGUGGUCACUGGGGGAGCUUACCGCAAGGUGCCGGUACCGACCGAAGGUAAUCCAACCUGCACGCCUUCCGUUAAAGGAGAAGCUGCAUUCCUGGUCGAUGCUUCCAAGCUUCAGAUGUACAUGACUUACAUCGACUUCUCUUUUGCCUUCAACACAGUUCAGUAA